UGGCUGUCCCCAUCCCGUGUCCCUGGAGAGCCCGGGAUGCCUUCGGGAGAGGGAGCAGCUCCGCGACCCCGCCGUGCCCGACACGCCCGCCUGGAUUUCCAGGUUAAGCCCUGCGCAAAAACGACCCGGGAAACGCGGUCCUUUGUAACUCAGAUGUACCUGACCAUAAACUUCGCUUCUUGGGAGAAGACUGCUUGUUUCGGGGUGUCACAGAAGCGAUGGAGCACUGACGGUCGCAGGACAUGCGCAGGCCUUCAGCAGGAGAGUGCUGGGGGGGGAGCAGCGAGCUCUGCCCAGGAAUCUCUGUCUUCGCAAAACACUGCGUUGAUUUCACCGGUAAUCAUUUCCCAGAUGAUCGAUGGGAAUACAUCCAGAGGAAAUCAGCCUGCUUUGCCUAUGCAGUCCACGAUCCCCCAGCCCAGCGCUUGUCACACGAAGCAAUCUCUGUCUAACCAUGGGUCAGUCAAGGUCACCAGAGCAUUUCUGGUACUUCCCAGCAGACUGGAGGUUCAGGCCUCUUUAGAAGACACCGAGUCACCAUCGGACUCUCACGUCACAGGGGAAAAACGGCGUCCAAAGCAGCAGAACGGGUUUGCCUCCAUAACUGUGACAGCCAGACGUGUGGCUGUGGGCUCUGGGGACCCAGCGUGUGGCCCUGGGGCUGUGCGGGACCCCAGCACUGUGUCCCCCACCUCCAGCAGGGUCCCUGCUGUCCUCCCUCAGUGGCCUCCACCAGGCCACACACCCCAACGUGCCUCUCCAGGAAAGGUUUGUGAGUCUUGCCCAAAAUCAGGUGAAGAGCCACAAAAGCAGCUUUUUGACCUUGGACUCAAGGAGACUGGCGUGGGCCUUCAAAGCAGUGAUGGGAGGGAGCAAGCACCACCCUCAUUCCUCUCAUGUGUCCACCUCCAGGUUUCUCAGCGGUGCCCACGCACCAUCUAUUAUUUAGACAAGUCCCUCAGUGUGUGCAUGGACCAACCUCGAAUUAAAUGCCAAAAAACGUAUAGAUCCACGUUGUCCUUCGACAUAAAGUGCAGUUUGUCCAGAUUAACAGCAGAUGGAGUAGAUGGCAUAGCUAAUGGAGAGCCCAUGGAGGAGACAGCUCCAGCAAAGCUCCCAGGAGCAAACAAGACUCCACUCAGAUCAGACUUGAGUGUAGACUUCACAGAAAAUAAGGUAAUUAAUAAAGUGAAAACAAAGGAAGGCUGUUUGGGUAGCAAGUACCCUUUGCAAAGUGUCCUCAUCUCAGAACUUCCAGCAUUUGUGGAUAUACCCAGAGGACAUAAUAACGUAGUAGCAGCAAAGAAGGAAGAGGAUGAGCAUUCAGGCAGCUCUCACGCUCUGUUUUCCCUCCAACUUCCUAAUUCAAGUGAUGAGCCAGGAACACAAAUGCUGUUGGGAAGAAGGAAGAGGAGUUGCAUUCUUCCAGAUGCAGCAUCAAGAGAGGCAAUCACUGCUGCUGGCUCAUCAAAAAGGAGAGAUCCCUCCAAAGACACCUCCAAAUCCAAAGAGAUCCAAGCACAGGGCCUCCUCAAACCAAAACUGUCUGUCUCCAGCUGUAUGUGCAAUACAAAAACAUCAUCAAGGAUCCUCUCGGAAGAAAACGCUCACAGGCAGAACCAGCUCCUAAAAAGCGACUCCGAAUUCUGCAGUUCAGGUGAGAGGAUAAAGGAGCUCAAGGAUGAGUGGGAGCGAGCCAGGAGGGUGACACUGUCCACAGCUCAUUGGCCAGGUGUGACUUGGGAGGAAAACAAUGUGCUCACCUGGCCAGGAACCGGCUCCCAGCUGGAGGAAAUUCCAGCAGCCCCAUGGACACUGCAGGAAGCCCUAGAAAUCCACAAUCCUCGGUUCAUCUCUCGCUCCCAAGAAAGGCUGAGGAGACUGGAACACAUGGUGCAGCUGAGGAAAGCCCAGCAGAGUGACUCCCCUCUGGGCAGCCCGGGAGCGCUCGUUCGCAAGCUCUCCUCAACAUCCACUUCCAGCAGGAGAAAGCACUACACCAUUCCUGACCCCCUCAGUGAUAACCUCUUCAAACCAAAGGAAAGGUUCAUUCCUGAGAAGGAGAUGCACAUGAGAUCUAAAAGGAUUUAUGAAAAUCUACCUGAAGUGAAAAAGAAACAAGAGGAGAAGCAGAAAAGGAUCAUCAUGCAGAGUAACAGGCUGCGAGUGGAGAUGUUUAAAAAGCAAUUACUGGACCAGCUCCUUCACAGAAACACAGAGUGACAAAGGAGUCUCUUGCCCAUCAUCCUAAUUGGAUCUUGAAUGCCUUUGACUGCUAGAUAAGCCAUAAAUUAACUGUUAUCUCAAUUACCUGGAGGUAUUUUUCUUAUCUUUGCCUCUUUAAAUAAAGAAAGAUCAUUUGUAUUUCUGAAAUUUUUAAGGCAACUUUCAAGUAAUCAAAGACAGUCUGAAAAGGAACACAGCUGUUUCAGAGCAUCACCUUUUGGUCAGCUUACCCAGAGGAAAUAAUUUUAAGAAUUUUUAAUGCAAAUAUUGAACUACAGCGGUAUUAUUUGUGUUAAUCUUUUAAAAAGUAUUCUUCUCUGUAGCAAUAGGAGAGAGUUUGUAAGAUGUGGAAAACUGAUUUCUCUGAAGUAUUCUGUUAAUUGAUUUCCUGUGAGUUAAAUCCUUGAAGUAAAGAAAAAUGGACAUUGUUAUUUGUUACGUUUAGAAAGUAGUUGAAAUAGCAUUACCACAUAAUCAUAGCAGCAGCAGUUUCACAUUAAUACUUAACAUACCAAAAGGGAACAAUAUUUCAGCCUUCUGAAGGACUCUACUUCUGUUCAUAUACUGAACCUACCUACCAACAUUACCCAUUAAAGAGCAAUAUUUAAAGAUUUGUUUAUAACACAUUUUUUUCAUGUUUUUCAUGGUAAUGUAUAUUUUACUCCACUUCUGUGAGCAUUCAGUAUGUAUAGAAAUGGCAUAUUAAGAAGUGGUGCCAAGAAGCAUGUUUGCAUCAAAACUGCACAAAACUCAAACCAUCUGUAAUGUUUCCUCCAAAAAAUAUUUAAAUCUUUAUUUGUACAUUUUGGAAGUAAAAACAAGCAGCUUACAAACCAAUGGAGUUUAUUUAUGGAAUAAAGUAUGAGUGUAAUAUUGA
This is a messenger RNA of Myiozetetes cayanensis, 3103 nucleotides long. RefSeq names its product chromosome unknown C10orf90 homolog (gene CUNH10orf90). Bases 37 to 2223 code for a protein of 728 amino acids. Gene Ontology annotation, biological process: regulation of centriole replication. The record is from RefSeq and is a predicted model, not a curated record. The transcript has 9 exons. NCBI's taxonomy places the organism in Eukaryota, Metazoa, Chordata, Aves, Passeriformes, Tyrannidae. Gene Ontology annotation, cellular component: centrosome; centriole; cytosol.